AUGAGUGCCCCCCAACCCCUUUCAGAAUCCUUUACACAUUUGGUUGGAGACUGCGAGCUGGUGUUUAAGCACCCGGUGAGUUAUGAGCCACCCUUGUAUUUGUUCCCGGAGUUGUUAGGCAAGGUCCCAGAAGGAACAGCACCGGUGGCUGUGGGUGAUGCGGUGUCAGACGCACUUGUUGUUGAGUCUUCAUUUCUCAACAUUGCUGAGUUGUUUCAUUUACCCACUGAGGAUUUGCGGAAAGGCGUCGGGAGCGCAAAGCGCGGUGCUGCUGCUGGUGAUAUCACUCCUCCACAAGACGAGGCGGAGAAAAAAGGACCCAAAGUUACGCUGGCAUCUCUGCUGGCAUCAAAUCGCCUCCAGUCGAUUGGACUAACGGCGGAGGUGCUCCAACGUGGGAAAUUUUCCUCGGGUGCUGUCAUAGAUGAGUUGCUCAAACUCAAACAACGUGUGGGGCUUAACGAUGAUGAAGCGAAGGUUAUAAUGUCUAAUCACUUUAUUAAUCUCCUUGCAUGGAGCACCGCUGUUGAGAUUAAUAGUCAUCAAUUACCCGCCAAGAGAGGAAGAGAGAGUGAUAACAAUGGUGAUGCCUAUGAGAGAGAAGAAAUUGUGGCGGGUUGCAAUGAGAAAAAACGGGACCGUCCGUGUAGUGACGAUGGCGCAGGUGAAAUAGACAUCCAAACACUACAGCCGUCAGAGGACCCGUGGAGUAAUGAUGUUGACCUUCACCCCGGUACUUUCGUCGCUGCAGCAGAAAAGGAUGUGGAGAAACGUGUUGAGCUAAUAGAGAAUCUUACAAAACUCUAUCGCCGUCCAUGGCGAACCCUACAAUCCAAGGGGAUCCAAACGGAUCGUCUCGUACCUGGGGUGAUAAAUGAAACAGCACCCUAUGUAGACUUGAUGAAGCUUCCGGGGGCGUAUCUUGAUGGGGUGAGAGAGCUUGGUUGGAAACCGGCAGUUCAUAGCAAUUCAGAGGAGAGGUGCCGUUGGAUAUUACAGGUGACAUCAACUAGUGUGAGUGAUUCUCAAACAAUUUCCGUGCGAGGCCGGGUGAUGCACUUUGGCCGUACCGCUGGUGUGGUAAGUUCGGUGUCUAACGGCAUAACAAACAUCCAUGUUGGUCUUGUUUCCUUAACUCAACACCCGGAGUUUGUAUCCCCACACCACUUUUCCUUGUUUUUGUUGCCCAAUAAGUCGAGUUCCUCCGGCACUGGGGAGGACUCGAAGAGGCGGGAAGAUGGGGGCACUGAGGUGCAGGAAAACGAAGAGGUUUCACAAUUCCUCUGGUUGGUUAAUUAUGGUCGUAACGGUGUUCGCGUUCAGGGAAAGCAGUGGACACUCGGAAAUAUGCUCCGCCUGGAGGUGGGAGACGUUUUCUAUCCUACGCACGAUAUCCGCGUGGUUGUGGCCGAUGGGUUGGCAGCUGUUGGAUUACCAGAAAUCAGAAAGAAAACGGAUGAGGAGGGGGAGGCGGAAGCGGAAGUUGCUGUAAAGCCGGAACCUGUUGUUUCAUUGGACGGUUGA
This is a messenger RNA of Trypanosoma brucei brucei TREU927, 1524 nucleotides long. RefSeq lists its product as hypothetical. The coding region runs from base 1 to 1524 and encodes 507 amino acids. The record is from RefSeq and is a predicted model, not a curated record. The transcript has a single exon. Lineage: Eukaryota; Euglenozoa; Kinetoplastea; Trypanosomatida; Trypanosomatidae.